Molecule: messenger RNA, 1950 nt
Organism: Adineta steineri
Lineage: Eukaryota; Metazoa; Rotifera; Eurotatoria; Adinetida; Adinetidae
Source: the annotation of a GenBank genome assembly
AUGGUGUUAUAUGUUCAAAAUUCAUCUUUAAUUCGUCCACGUGGAUCGAUUAUAAUGUGGUGUGAUGAACUGUCAACAAGUGAGGCAUUAAUGGAUAAUAUCCAAGCAAUUGAAUUGGAUAUGUCUCAAUGUGGUCAAUAUGAUAAUUCUAUAGAAAAAUUAACAGAAAUAAAAGAUAGAUUUUAUAACGAAGAAGCAUUAUAUAAGCAUGAAUGGUACAAUCUUCAAAUCAAACCACCAAUGUAUUCUCAUGAAGACAACACAAGUAAAAUGUUAAUUGAGGAAAAAAUAAAGAGAAAAAUUAGAAGGUUAUAUACCUUACGUGGUUUAUUAUUAUACCGUGAUAGAAAAUAUCAAGAAGCACUUGAAGAAUUCAAUAAAGUAUUAGGUGAAUACAAUUCAAAUGAUGUUCAGCUUGAAUUCUAUACAAUAUUUGCAUAUGAUAUGCUUGGUGAAUACUCAAAAGCAAAUUUCUCUAUAGAGAAAUAUAUUGAAAAAUACAGAACAGACACAAAAAACAUCCAAAGUCAAUCGAUACUGGCCAAACUGAACGAUUAUUAUGCUAUAAUUCGAAAAAAUCAUGACAAACGUUUAAGGCAAGAAGCUGAAAAAUAUAGAGAAGUGAACUCAGCUUCAUCAAAACUAUUCAUGAAUAUGUGGCCAACUCAUAUAGAGUUCGCAGAGUUAAGUAAUGUUGCCUAUUGCAAACUUCGUUUACCUUUACUUCCAUUAUGGACAUUUAUCGAUGAAUGCAAUGAUAUACAGCAUAGUGGUUACUAUGGCAUUGCAGUUCAACAUACUGAAACAAAAGAAAUAGUUUUUGCCCAUCGAGGAACAGUUUUCGAUGUUAAUAAUGCUUCACUUAUUGCUGAUUACCAUUUAUUUAUUUUACAGAUUCCAGACCAAUUUAGAGUAGCACAACAAUUCACCAAUAAACUUCGAGAAAAGAUCGAUCCAAAACAAAUUCUAUGGCAUACUGGUCAUUCAUUAGGUGCAGCUAUUGCAGAAUUUCUUGUCGCCAAUGAUACAUUAUUCGAACAAAAACUUCUCUCAUUUGCUGUCACAUUCGAUAGUCCUGGUAUUAUGGAAAUUCUUAAAGCACAUUAUGAUCGUAAAAUGAUAAAACAUGAUUUACUAAAACCAGAUGAAUUUCGUAUAAUUAGUUAUCUCUCUGCUCCUAAUAUAAUCAAUACAAUGGGCACACAUAUUGGUCUCGUUCUUUCUCUGUCUCCACCUUUACCAUUGGCAGUAACAUAUGGUCCUUUAGCUAAGCGAUUUUAUGAUUACUUUACAACAUCAUUUCAACAAUUUAAGGGAAUCAUUGACAUAUUCGUCGAACAGCUGCACAAACAAUUACAUUGGCAUAAUUUAGGCACAAUAAUCGAAUGUUUCAAAGCAUGGCCAAAUGAAAAUGGACUUCCAACGAUUAUAAAACCUGUCAUAAAAUGGCCCAAAGGUCCUCAAGAACUUGUUGGUUUUAUUCAUUUAGCCUAUGAACAUAAUUUAACAUCACUAGAUAUUUCAUGGUAUGCUCAAAAUGACAUGGAUAAAGUUUUAAAUGCUUUUGAAAAAUGUAAUUAUAAUGUCGUUCAUAAUCCUGCAGAUUUACCGAUGGUAUUACCAUUAACAUUUUGGAAUCGUAAAGCACAAAGUUUUCUUAAACAAAUCAUUAAUGAUGAUUUUAAAAAAACAAAUGUAACAAAACAAUUAAGUCUUGAUUGUGAAUUAAUUAAAUUUAUUGGUAUCGAAACUAUGAAAAUUAUUAUCAAUAUUCUUUACUGGAAAGAAGAAACUCAUCGUUAUAAUAAUAUGGAAAUGAUUACUCUUAAUGAAUCUGCAAUUCCAAACCAUAAUGGAAAAAUGUACAAUAUUAAUAUGUUGACCAUAUUUAAAUUAUUUUCUCUCUUUGAUGUAGACAAUUGUCUAGUGAAGAUUAUUGACGAAUUUUAA